AUGUCUGUAGCAACAAAUUUGACAAAUAAUUCCACACAACUUGUGCGUACUAAUUGGCCAGGAAUGAAUUCAACAACAUCAUCAUCAUCAUCUCCAACGUCUACUAAUAAUACAAAUACAUCCGUAUCAAUAACAACACCUAUAGUAUCAUCAUCAUCAUCAACAACAACAACAAUAACAGAUCAAAAUAAUAAUACAAAUUCUAUGGCAACAUCACCAAGACCAUCAAUUAAUAACAAUAAUAAUAAUAAUAAUAAUAAUAAUAAUCGAACAUUUAUUCAUCCAACACAAACAAUGGCAUUGGAACGAACAAUUCAAACAUAUCCAUUAACAAAUUAUACAUUUGGUACAAAAGAUGCAUUAUAUGAACGUGAUAGUUCUGUUCAAGCAAGAUUUCAACGUAUGCGAGAAGAAUUUACAACAAUGGGUAUGAGACGUAGUGUUGAAGCUGUUUUAUUAGUACAUGAACAUAAUUUACCUCAUGUACUACUUCUUCAAUUGGGUACAACAUUUUUUAAAUUACCUGGCGGAGAACUUAAUCCCGGUGAAGAUUCAAUUGAAGGUCUUAAACGUUUAUUAAAUGAAACAUUAGGACGACCAGAUUCUACUCAACAAAAUAAUUGGCUUGUUGAAGACGUUAUUGGUAAUUGGUGGCGUCCGAAUUUCGAAGCACCACGUUAUCCAUAUAUACCUGCUCAUAUAACUAAACCAAAAGAACAUAUUCGAUUAUAUCUUGUUCAACUUGGUGAAUCAUCAAUGUUUGCAGUUCCACGUAAUUAUAAACUAGUUGCUGCACCUCUAUUUGAAUUAUAUGAUAAUGCUUCUGGUUAUGGUCCAAUUAUAUCAAGUUUACCACAGGCACUUAGUCGAUUCAACUUUAUUUAUAAUUAA
Molecule: messenger RNA, 891 nt
Organism: Rotaria sordida
Lineage: Eukaryota; Metazoa; Rotifera; Eurotatoria; Philodinida; Philodinidae
Source: the annotation of a GenBank genome assembly